CCCCACCGUUGCCGGGUCCUUAACAAUGUGCUCGCAGCAGCUGCAGCAACCGUCGUCGUCGCCGCCGCCGUGUCGUUACCGCGACCGCAGUGUUACCGCCGUGAUAACGCCACGACCGUUCGAUAACGCGAAAAUAUAAUAUUAUUAUUGCUAAAUAAUUGUUUUUUGUCAAGACGAAUAACGGUUAGUAUUAAUUUUUUAUAUAUACUUAACUACGACGUAUUCCGUGUAAGUCGUUUUUUUUUCAAAAAAUAUAAUAUAAACACUGUUAUCGCGUCAGCAGCUGACGCGCGCGUGUAGUGUGUAUCCUUCGCGUGCGUGUGUCCGGUUGUUAUCGCGUCGAACAAAAUAUUAACAACAACAAACAGCUAUCAAACGUGCUAAAACAACAACAACGACAACAACAAUAAUUAAAAACGACCGAUGGACGAUCAACGAACGACGUGAGAAACCAACAUCGGCUUAUCAAUACAAAGGUCUUAAGUAAAAGAAGUCAUGGCUUCUUCGUUGGCUAUAUCGACGGUUAUUUUUGUAACCUGCGUGGCGUGCUACUACAACAGCCUCAAUUGUGACUUUGUGUUUGACGAUAUCAGUGCGAUAAAGGAUAACCGGGAUUUGAAACCACAAACUCCAAUUUGGAACAUAUUUUACAAUGAUUUUUGGGGCACGCCGAUGCAUAAGGAGCAAAGCCAUAAGUCCUACAGACCUUUGACCGUGUUGACGUUCAGAUGGAACUACAUGAUCCAUCAACUGGACCCCGCGGGAUACCAUUUGGUGAACAUAUUGCUGCACGCGUUGACCAGCGUGCUUUAUUAUAGAGCUUGUCUUACUAUAUUGGGGUCACAAUUCACCAGUUUUAUGGCUGCUAUACUCUUCUCGAUCCACCCCAUACACACUGAAGCCGUAACCGGCGUGGUGGGACGAGCGGAAACGUUAUCUUCGGUGUUUUACUUGUCCGCCUAUCUGUUGUACACGGAAGCGUCCAAGAGAAAAAAAUGUCCAGGAUGGAAGCCUUUAAUAUUAUCCGUGGCGUGUUUGGGUAUAGCCAUGCUGUGCAAAGAACAAGGGAUUACCGUGGCCGGGGUCUGCGCUUUUUAUGAAAUUUUCGUGGCCCAAAAAGUAAAGCCCAAGGACCUGCUGAACUCGUUCAAACUGUCCGUGGCGGCAACCAACAACAACAACUCGGCCGGCGGCGGUUCGCCCAAAACCGCGACCAACAAUGCGGGAGGUGUUGCCGUCCAGGCCAUAUCGUCAGACGCUGUCAAGAGACUGGUUUUCUUAUUGCUGUCCACGUGCACGUUGCUGGCUUUCCGGUUGAAAAUAAUGGGAUCCAAAUUGCCUGUGUUCACCAGGUUCGACAACCCGGCCAGCGUGUCCGAUUGGCCCGCCCGGCAGCUGACCUACAACUACCUGGUGAGCGUGAACGCGUGGCUACUGGUGUUCCCGUGCGAUCUGUGCUGCGACUGGACAAUGGGCACGGUUCCGCUGGUGGAGUCCACGGCGGAUCCGCGAAAUCUAGCGACGUUGGCCACGUACGCCGUCGUCGCUGGCCUGGUGUACACGGCCUUUACCACGGCCAAUCGGACCAGGCGCGUCGCCGUCAUUAUGAGUUUGGCUUUAACCGUGUUGCCGUUCCUGCCGGCGUCUAACAUGUUUUUCCCGGUGGGUUUUGUCGUGGCCGAACGAGUGCUGUACAUGCCCUCGAUGGGUUAUUGCAUGCUGGUCGCCUACGGCAUUGGGCUAAUGGUCGAGAAAAGCAAAUCUCGCGUGGUCUGGGCGGCCGUGGCGAUGUUAGUGAUCUCGCACACGAUCAAGACUUACACGAGAAACUGGGACUGGUCGUCCGAAUAUGCGAUAUUCACGGCCGGGUUGAAGGUGAACAAACUCAACGCUAAACUGUACAACAACGUCGGGCACGCCCUGGAAGCCGAAAACCGUUUUACCGACGCCCUCGUGUACUUCAACAAGGCCGUUAGCGUGCAACACGACGACAUAGGAGCUCAUAUAAACGUAGGCCGUACUUACAACCAUCUGAAAAUGUACAAGGAAGCGGAAGACGCCUAUUUAAAGGCCAAGUCGUUGCUUCCCAAAGCCAAGCCCGGCGAAUCUUACCAGGCCCGGAUCGCUCCUAACCAUCUGAACGUGCUGCUGAACUUGGCCAACCUCAUAGCCAAGAACCAGUCGCGGCUGGAAGAAGCCGACAUGCUCUACAGGCAGGCCAUCAGCAUGCGGUCCGAUUACACGCAGGCGUACAUCAACCGCGGCGACGUUUUGCUCAAACUCAACCGGACGAAAGAGGCGCAGGAGGUGUACGAGAGGGCUUUGUUCUACGACACCGACAACCCGGACAUUUAUUACAAUCUGGGCGUGGUGCUUCUGGAACAGGGUAAACAUUCCCAGGCGCUGGCGUACCUGGACAAAGCGUUGGAGUUCGAUCCGGACCACGAGCAGGCCCUGCUCAACUCGGCCAUACUGCUGCAGGAGCUGGGCCAAGCCCACUUGAGAAAACUCGCCGAGAAACGGUUGCUGAGACUGUUGUCGAACGGUCAAAAAAACGAGCGGGUCUUCUUCAACCUAGGCAUGCUGGCCAUGGACGAGGGAGACGUGCCCGCGGCCGAACACUGGUUCAGACAGGCCAUCUUGAUCAAGGAAGACUUCCGGGCGGCCCUGUUCAACUUGGCGCUGUUGCUGGCCGACGACCACAGGCCUUUGCAAGCGGCGCCCUUCUUGAACCAGCUGGUCAGGUUUCAUCCGGACCACGUCAAGGCGCUGAUACUGUUGGGCGACAUCUACAUAAACAACAUCAAAGACCUAGACGCCGCCGAAAACUGUUACCAACGAAUACUGCAGCUGGACCCUGACAACACGCAGGGCAUGCACAACUUGUGUGUGGUGUACGUGGAACGGGGUUUGCUGAAAGAAGCCGAGCUGUGUCUGCAGAAAGCCCAUCUGAUGGCGCCGCACGAAGACUACAUAGUGAAGCAUUUGAAAAUCGUGCAAAACCGUUUGCAGGCCAAACAGACUCCGGACGAACUCAAACAAGAAGAGAAGAGUCGACCGGAGUCAAAGGAGAUCCGCAAAACCGAAAAGGAGGACACUACCAGGCCUGACCCCAACCUCAAGUCAACCAAACCGUCUACGCUGUCGUUGUCGUAAACGACUGUAGAAAAGAAACUGAAUACUUUAUAUAUAUACAUAGAUACGUAUAUUUUUGUUUAAAAACAGUUAAGUAAGUGUAUACUAAACCCCUGUCGUCGUCUCUCUGCCAGUCUCUAAGCUCUCUAUCCCCUUUCCAUGACAUUGUUGCUCUGAUUCCUGUAACGCUUAAAAACGAUUAAUCGCAAUCGGGUAAAACGAUCAAAUCUCCAAGACAAUUUCCUUAAUAUUCUCGAGUAACUGUAAGUCGCUCCAUUCGAAUGCAAACGGUGUGUUGGUGCUAAUAUCGUAGACAACUAAUUGUGUAUCCGCAAAUAUUGCGUUAUCGUACUUGCCUCGUCGGUACGCUGAAAAUAAAAUAUGUUCUUUUCCCAAAGAAAAAAAAUCACCGAAACGCAUAGUUAAUCUUACGAGAUAAGAUGAUAAUAUUUUCUUUCUUAAAUGUUUAUUUUGAAUAGUAUUUCGAACGAAAUAAUAAUUUUAAAAAUAUUUAUAUAUAUAUUAUAUAAAAUAAAAAUCGUGCUGUGAUGUAUUUAGUAGUUUGUAGGAUGAUAAAAAUAUGUGUAUUAUUUAAAAAAAGUGUUGAGAAUGGCUUAACACCACAGUAAUGGCCGUUUCCAAAUAAUUUACAUUUAACGAGCAUUUAUUUUCUAUUGUCAAUUUUGAAAAAGUAUUCAAACGUUUUUUUUUCUGUUAUUAAAUUAUUAUUAUUUUAUCUCUACAUAAAGUCUAUACGUUACUAACUCGAGUACGGCAAGAUCGAUCUCGGAAAUUGUUUCUCGUGUUCAUUUAUUUGUCAACAUUUUAACAUGUUUUUAUUUUUUUUUGUUUCAUCAAAGUACUUAUAGCAGAAAUGCGUUUUUAGUGUGCUUAAAAUUAUGUAUUUUUUUUUUUUUUAUACUACAAUUUUAUUUUUUUUUAUUAUAAGUUUGAAUUUUUUAUAUUUGAUUUAAAUUAUUUUUUACAAGAGUAUUGCGAGUAAUCAAACGUUUGUGCUUUAAUUUUGUACAUUCAAUUUGAUUAUACUUACGGACAAUCAACGUGUUUUUCCUCGGUGUGUUACAUAGAACAAAACUUAAGGUCUUUUCACGUCUUUGUACCUGUGGUCCUACCAUUUCUUUUAAAAAAAAACAAAACUAUGUUCCUGUGAAUUGUGGGGAAAUAAAAACUUAUAUAAGUACCGAAAAUAUUAUUUUCAAAUAGUAUUAUUUUUCGUUUUUUUUUUUCAAACUUGUACUUGGCGUGGUCUAAGCGUAUUAGGUUUAAAAUAAUUAUUUGAUGUUGACGGAUGUAAAAUUAUUAUAUAUUAUAGGUAUUACUACUAAGCAAGAUUGCGCUAUUUGAUGUGAUUUUUUUUUUUAUUUUAUGUUUUA
Molecule: messenger RNA, 4529 nt
Organism: Adelges cooleyi (spruce gall adelgid)
Lineage: Eukaryota; Metazoa; Arthropoda; Insecta; Hemiptera; Adelgidae
Gene: Tmtc3
Product: protein O-mannosyl-transferase Tmtc3
Exons: 16
Coding region: 496-3156 (886 amino acids)
Biological process (GO): protein O-linked glycosylation via mannose
Cellular component (GO): endoplasmic reticulum
Molecular function (GO): mannosyltransferase activity; protein binding
Source: RefSeq, a predicted model, not a curated record